AUGAAGGAUGAGCCAGCUAUCCGCUCGCCUUCAAGCACUCUCAUCAACACUAAGCUUAUGACUAUGCCCCAGCCCGACACACCGUUUGCCAGCACCAAGAACCAUAUGCAUGGGAAAGCUGGUCCCAUAUUACACUCACCACUUCGGCGACAUCGUGCCCGAUCACUAUCGAGCGGUCUUCCCCCACGUGGUCUCGUCGCAUCGCGAGUCAAUACCAUCAACAUGGUUAGCCCACUGGCUGAUGUAGUCGUCCCCGCACGCAGUGACCGCAACACACUGGCAUCUCAGGCAAAGCCUUCUUCACCGACGUCAACGCCUCACUAUCGCCCCGGUGCACGCACGGCUCCUAGCUCCCCGCUGAAGCGCAAAGGCAAGAUCGACGACUUCGCUCUUCCGCCGCCCCCGCCGACCGUGUCCGCAAAUGAAGCUGCUCAGGACGGCAUUCAAGCUGCAUCGAACCUCAUCACAUCUAGUAACAAAGGCAUUGUCCAGAGCGAGACCUCGAACAACGAACCCUUCAAAGCCUUGGAUGACUCCACAGCGGGUAGUACACCAUUCCACCGUGGCCAUCGACGAAACAAGACAAGCUUAUCACAGGUGGUCCCACGCAGUGAUCCACUAAAGGGUACUGCAUACGGUACGGAAUCGUUUCGUGCAACAGCAGGACAGUAUAGCCAUUGGCCGACAGAUCCACACCAUACUUCCUCUCCAGACGACUACUCAGGUGUGGAUGUGUUCAGCUGCGACACGCCUUCUGAAGUGCGUGCUACGAAACGAAAGUCGCUGCCAGGAUACAGCAGUAUAACCCCCACCAUGGAGUCAGGCAGGUCGGAAGAGUUCCACGACUGCACCCUAUCACCGAGAACGACAGCAGACGAAACCAAAGAAGACGAGCGCACACCGUCCAUUAAAUCCUACACCCCUAGCUCAGCCGAAUCUUCUCCGGGAGCUGGAGCACCAUCCCCAACGACUGAGCCAUAUUUGCCGCUACGCAGGAUUGAGAAGUUCAAUGAAACCGAGAGCUUCAACUCCCACACAAGCCCCUUCUCGCAAUACGAAUAUGCGCUCUCGCUCUCGGACAUGGAUACCGACGAUGUUCGCGAACUCCACCCAUUGGAAGCCUUUACCCAAGCAAGCGCUCAAGAUGGCUGCGCCACUCAUGACUGGGCAUCCCCAUGGCCAUCGGAGCAGCCUGUGAAGAAACUCCUGCGCUUUGCUUCCCGACCAGACUUUGCACCCUCCAUGCACUACGAGUCGGAAUCAGAUGACUAUCCUUCUCUGCAGAAUCUCCUCGAUUUGGACGAGCAUGGUCCUGAGCCACGAAAGAGUCCGCUCAGUGCUGUCCCUAUUCACGCUCAGGCACAGGAUGAUGGGCUUACGACCCUCGCACCGGUUUCCUACUAUCCGGAUGUUGCAUCAGAGAUGACGAUCCUUCUUCCGCGGACGUACAACGCCGAUUCUGACGAUGAUACUAUGGUUAUCACUUCCCGCACAUACGAUGCGACCGCUAGUCACGAGCUUGCAUGUCUUCUUCCACUGACGUACGAUGUGAAUUCUGUGAAUGCACUGGAGAAGGCGUCGACAAUUAAGCGGAAGCCGAUACUGCGAAAGGCUAAAGACGGGUCGCUUCGAACUUCUGCGCCGUCUCCCAGCUCGCCAAACUGGGUGGUGCAUGAUGAAUACGACACUGAGGAGUACAUUUGGACGAAACCCUGCAGCGGCGUCUCGAUGAAUACGGGAGCCUCGGACCUUCACCACCGCGAUAGCUUGGAUGACCGCGACGCUGACAUGGAGCCAAUCCACGUCGAGAAGAGGCAUAAACGCAACGGCUCGAAGAGCUCGCGCGAUCAAGUCGCGAACUCCGUCCGUAGGUUCAUCGAGCCGCGCUCAGAUGCAGAUGUCAUCAAAGAACCCGCACCAAUCGGCUCAAUCACUCGUCGUCCACUCCCGACCAUCAGUCAUGUUUUGAACCCUCCGUUCACAACCAACACCGGUGUUCUGAACUUCGACUUCCAGUUUCCGGCUCGAAGUCCGCAGCAACAGCGCGGUGUCAGCAUGCCGGUCUUUCCCCCGCCUUCUGCUGCAGGUACUCAAGGUAAGAAACAUGCGCGACGCAAAUCUUUUGGGAAGUUGCUUGGUGCUUUCGGCAAGAAGGAGCAAGAGUCUACGGCGGUAGAGGCGGAAGAAAAGCCAAAGAGGUCGCUCAGUCGGCGCAUUAGUAGGAGGUUCUCGUCGAUGUGGGCGAAGUAA
Alternaria incomplexa is the source of this 2250-nucleotide messenger RNA. RefSeq lists its product as uncharacterized. Lineage: Eukaryota; Fungi; Ascomycota; Dothideomycetes; Pleosporales; Pleosporaceae. The transcript has a single exon. The coding region runs from base 1 to 2250 and encodes 749 amino acids. The record is from RefSeq and is a predicted model, not a curated record.